AUGAAUGACAAGCUGCAUCAAUUCAAAUGUUCACCACUCACACAAAAUAUUUACAACAAGAAGAGUGUCAAAAUUGCCGACAUGAAACGAUUUAAGAGCGAGAGUGCCCUUCCAACUGAUCUUGUUUCGACUAGUAACAAUUUAUCCACUGUAACCGCCAAGCCAAAAGAAAAACCUGAAAUUCCUCUCAUUGUUACUGGCAGCGAUGAGGUACUACUGCCUGCAGUGAAUGCUGACCCCUACAGCAUGGACAACAACAGCAACACUCAGACAACAGCCAGAUCCAAACCAAAGGAUCACACCAUGCUACAAUCUCCUCCAUCCAUUUUGAGAGUUUCAAGAUCGACAGGAUUUAUCGAAACAACUUCAUCUCCAGCUCAACAUUUUCAAACCUUAUUUGAUAAGGAAUUUUGA
This is a messenger RNA of Naegleria fowleri, 414 nucleotides long. RefSeq lists its product as uncharacterized. The transcript has a single exon. Bases 1 to 414 code for a protein of 137 amino acids. Lineage: Eukaryota; Heterolobosea; Eutetramitea; Acrasida; Naegleriidae. The record is from RefSeq and is a predicted model, not a curated record.